GUGCCCAGUGCCCAGGCUGCGCGGCCGGUCGACCUCGCCAUCGUGAGUCCCAUCUUCUGGGCGAUCGUUGCCAGUGGAGUGGGGCGCCAGAUCGCCGCGGCACUCCGCGACGCGGUGCACAUCUUCCUGGCGGUCGUGUGCGAGCCAGCGAAGAUCCCGCCCGAGGGCGUGCUCGACGCCAAGAUCAUAGGGAGGGUCAAGCAGUUCGACGGGGCCAGAAGCAGCUGGUCAACUUGGGAGUUUCACUGGAGAGCUUACAUGGUGGCCAAUGGCAAGCGCUACAGGGAGUUCUUCGACAAGCUAGAUGAGAAGAACCUAGAGCAUCUCGGCGAUGCCAAGAAUUCCACCAUGAGUGUCGACGACGUGGGCUGGGAAGACCUCUCGACACAGCUCUACUACAUGCUAGUGCUGGCGGUGCCAGAAGACUCUGCAGGAGAGACCAUCAUGCGCAACGUGUUGCACGGUGAAGGUGGUCAAGCAUGGGUGCGCCUGAAGGCCGAGUAUGCGCCCAACGAGCCUGGCAAUGUGGUCGCGCGCAUGAGGCAGCUGAUGUCCACGCAGUUUCCGACGAACGCGGACGUGGCCGACGGGAUAGAGAAGCUGGACCUCGAGAUCAGCAAGUACGAGAGGGCGGCCGACAAGCAGGUGAGCGACAACAUCAAGAAGGGGAUCCUGCUCGGCACGCUGCAGAGAGAGAGAGAGAGAGAGAGAGAGAGCGACUUGCGUAAGCACGUCUUCCACAACCUUCGCAACCUCGCCGCUUACCUCGAGGUGAAGAAUGAGGUCCUGAGCGCCCUGAAGGCCCAGCGUAGCUUCGGUGACGACCCGAUGGAGAUCAACGCGUUGAAAGGGAAGUCGAAGGGGAAAGGACAUGGCAAGGGCGACCAGGGCAAAGACAAGGGCAAUGACAGGUUCGAGCCGAAGGCGAAGGACAACCCGAACCACCCGAGGAAGUGGUGCAGUCACUGCGAGAAGCCGAAUCACGUCAAGGACGACUGCCGCAAGUUCACGCGCGAGGCGGAAGCCAAGGCCGAGGCAAAGAAGAAGGCCAAGGACGAGAAGAAGCAGCGGAGAGCCACGACGGCAGCACUUGCCGCAGCGGGAGCUCAGGGGCCUCACGGAGCUCAUCAUCAGCAGGGCCCGAGUACCAACCCGAGUUCGCGGACGUUGACGCCCAACACAGUGUCCGCGAUGACGCAGCUGACGGGGCCAGGCUCCUCGGGAGCAACGUCGACGGCGAGCACGCCACCCGCGACGCCGCUAGGGAUGCGGGGGAGCGGUCUCUUCGCAGAUCAGGACACGUUCCGGCCGAAGUACAUCUUUGCCCUGUCGGUGGAGAUGUCGGAGCAGAGGUCGAGGUCCGCGGAGCGCGCGCGCUCGGGGGGCAGAGAUGACGGAGACAGUGUUCGUGCCGCGGCCGCUCGUGGAGUCCAAGGGAUCAUGAUCGACUCUGGAGCUCAGGUCACCGCGUUCCCCUACAAGAUGCUGAAGGACAAUGGCUACGAGCUCGCCAGCUCGCGCAUCUCCAAGCUGCAGGCCAUCGACGGCACGCGGGUUCAGCACUACGGCAGGACGGACGUCCGACUCAAGACGGGUCAGGACGUGAUCCAGAUCUCGGCGGAGGCCGCCGACGUUGAGUUCCCCGUGAUGUCUGCCGACGCGAUCACCAAGCAGGGCAAGUCGGCCAUCCACUCCCCCUUGGGCGACUGGGGUGUAGACAGCCCGAUCUCACCUCCGACGGCAUCGUGCUCGAUCAAGCUGACGGCGGAUCGAGGCGCGUGCUACUUGGAGGACGACGAGAUGCUGGACAGCGGGGCCACAGGCAAACGUGCGGUGCGCAUGGCGGCCAUUGCCGAGCCAGACUACAUCGAGGAGGUCGGCGACGAGGAGCUAGGCGGGCAGCUGUACAUCGGUGCGACGCGCAAGACCCUGCCAGCGCAGGUGCCAGACACGCAGGACCGACAGCAGCUACCGACGGCGCUUGGACCAGACCCCAGCGAGAACGUCACCCUGAAGGCGAAGGAACUCUCCAGAAGAAGGAGGGCGAGUGCCCCGUUGUGGAGAUGGACUUUUUUCAUCGUGGCUACAGACGAGAUCGCCAGGAAGUACCCCAUGAUGAAUGGCUACGUCGUCAAGGUUGUGGACUUUCAUAAGCUAGAGCAGAAGGGGCGGGGAGAGAUGCCCGCGAUCCUGAACGUCGCGGACUGCAGGUCCAACGCGUCUGCCGCGCUGUUCGGCUCCAAGCAGAUGGGCGACUACAAGGCGCACUACGUCGCCAAGCUCAUCGACAGCUGGGGCCGCACGGCUGUGAUUCUGCUCACGGAUGGCGAGGGCGCAAUCGUUGCCGUGGCGGAGCAGGUGAAGAAGCUCAGGUCGCACUCCACGGUGGUGCGGCAAGGCCCAGCGUACUCAUCCAAGAGGAUGGGGCGCGUCGAGGCCAGGAAUGGGGCAGCUGCGGGACUACUUCGCACGCUGCGGUUUUCCCUCGAGACCAAGCUAGGUUGCAAGCUCGAGCUCGCGGACUCCAUCCUCGCCUUCCUGGCCAACGCGGUCGGCUGGUACAUCGCGAGGUUCCGGCCGAGGAGCCGCGGAGGGUCCAGCUACAAGUACCUCUUCGGACGAGAGUAUACUGGCGAGGUCGCGGAGGUCGGCGAGCAGGUAUGGCGCCGCAUCGCGUCCCGCGUUGCAGCGGGCCAGGGCAAAUUCGAGGCGCGCUUCGCCAAGGGCAUCUGGGUCGGCAAGUCGGUGCGCGCAGUCCGCCGCAUGCCCGAGGUGUUCCGCUGGAACGCGGAGCUUGUCAAGCAGAUCGACGUCGCACCCUUGGCCCCAGUACCGGAGAGAGUGAAGUCGACUAUCAGGAAGUCUAUGUAUAUCACCGAGAACAUGCUGAACACCUAUGGCCCGACGGACAACUGCCCCAAGUGCUCCGACGGAAAGGGCCAGCACAGUGACCAGUGCAGGCAGCGCUUCGAGACGAUCGCGCAGGAGAGGCUGGAGGCGAAGCUCUUGGAGGAGACCAAGGGCGGAGUGGCACCCGGAACCCCAGCUCCACAGCAAGGGCCUGUUCAAUCCAGAGCAGCCGCAGACGGAGCCACAGGGCAGCCGUUGGCGCAGGGCAGCUUUCCAGCAUCGGCCGCAGCUCCUACCUCGCCCACACCUGCGGCCGCAUCCGCUACACAAGGGAUGGACAUCUGUAAGUCUGGAGCGUCCGCGCGGGAGCCUGUCCAGGAGAUCAGCGAGCCGAACAAGCGACAGCGGAUCGGCACCCUGGCGAAGGCACCCGAGGUGGUGGUCCUCGCAGGCCUCUCGGUCUGUGAGCUGGCAGUCUACGAGGAGGGCGAUGACCAGGAGGAGGACCCGCCUUGGGACAUGAUCCCGAAGGCUGCUGAGCGGUGUGACGGCCUGUGCGAGGGCCAUGUGGGGCGCUGCGCUUGCCGAUGCGAUCGCGACGGAGAGUGUGCGUGCAGGGGGUGGCUCAUCGGAGCUGCCAAGAAGCUCAACCCUGACGCGGAGGUCGUGGCUAGCCUGUGCGCGCUGUGGUCGAGACGUCGUACAUCUGAACAGUGCGACUGGGGUCAGGAGCCCGAGCCUGCCGCGAAGAUCCACUACGAUUACUACACUGGAGAGUCCCUCGACGAAGUCAAGUGCCAGAGGGGCAAGGCAGAUGAACUCCAGGCCCUGGCCGAAUACGGCGUGUAUCGCAAGAUCCGCGUCGCCGACUGCGUGCCUGGAGGCAAGCAUGUGGGAGGAUUUCCUAUUGCUCAUGAGAAGGCUGGCGAGGUGCGUUGGCGCUUCGUGGCGACCGAGGUGGCCCAUCAGCAUCGAGAGGACAACCGCCAAGGCACCCCGCCGCUGGCGAUGAUCAGAUCGAUCCUGAGCUUAGCCGCCAGCAAGCCAGACAAGGACGGGGAGCACAGACGGUGCAUCCGCAUCUGGGAUGUCCGCGAGGCGUUCUUCAACAGCGACCUGCGCGAGAAGAUCUACGUUCACCCAGGGAGCGAGCUCUGCGAGCGAGGCUACUGCUGGGAGUUGCUCAAGGCGCUGUACGGGACCCGCCUGGCUAGCAGCCAGUUGUGGGGUGAGAACGUGAGGGCUACCUCGGGCGACGCAGGAGGCAAGGCUUUGAAGGGUGCGCCAGGCAUGUUCUACUUCGCCAACCUCUGCGGCGACGGCAACGACGCUACGAUGGGAGUGUAUGGCGACGACUUCAUCGCAGAGGGCCACAUCGCGACGCUGGACCAAUUGGACGCAGUCUUGAGCACGGUGUACGAGAUCACUUCAUCUCCUCCACUCGGUCCUGGACAUCCUGGAGUGGCCCGCCACCUCAAGCGCAGCUGUGGCUACGUCGACCAACUGCCCGAGACACUCCUUCCAGGCUUCUUCUGGCAUGCCGACCCGAAGCACGUUUCGGAGAUCAUCAAGUUCGGUUCCAAGGAGGGCGCGAAGAUGGUCGACGCGCCUGGCACCAAGGCGGUAGGAGCUCAGCUACGCAACGCACUGGACCUCAUGCCCACGGCGGGGGGACGCAAGACGGCAUCAGCAGGAGGAUUGACACUUUACUUGGCAGCAGAUCGGCCCGAUAUCAUGUUCUCAAGUAGGACCAUCAUGCAAGACGUGAGCAACCCGAGCUACCAGAUGAACGCGAGGCUCAUGAGGUUAGCACGCUACUUAGAGGGCCAUCAGGUUCUGGUCUGGUGCUACGAGCUGCAGGAGCUUCCGAAGACCCUAAGAGCUGAUGGGGAUGCCGACUGGGCUGCUCCAACAUCCGUGGCGCGGAAGAGUACAUUUGGUGGAGUGAUCAGGUUUGGCAACCGCACCUUGGAGUGUUACUCGGCCAGCCAGGCCACUCAGGCCUUGAGCAGUGGCGAGUCGGAGUUCUACGCCCUGGGGUCGGUCGCGGCUCGAGGCUUGCAGAUGAAGUUCUUCCUGGGCGAGAUCGAGAUCGAGGUGGGCCUGGUGGUGGCCUCGGACAGCACAGCCGCGCGAGGCAUGGCUCAGAGGCAUGGAGUGGGCAAAGUGCGCCACUUGGAGCUCCGAUACUUCUGGGCGCAAGAACGGAUCCGACUGCAGAUGUUCAAACUCGCGAAGGAGGACACGCGCAAGAGGGUGGCGGACAUCCUGACCAAGUAUGUGGACAAGGACAGCAUGGCGACUCACCUCCAUGAGCUGAACCUGAGGAUGACACGGACUCCGGUGAUCGUCGCCACCCUGAUGGUGAACGCUGGAAUGACGAGGGCCGAGGAUCAAUGCGUGGCGAGUCUGGAGAUCGAGAAGCAGACGCUGGAGCAGCCAGAGCCUUUUCCCGUGCUGCUGCUCAGCUUGGCAGUGGUGCUGUGCUCCAUAGCUUACCUCACCGGCUGGCGCAUGGGCAGGUUCGAUGGCAAGGUGCAGAUCACGAGGGAGGUUCACCGCCUGUACGGUGCUUACACUGUUGAUGAGCUGAGGGGGCUGCUAGGGAGGCGGGGCCUGGUGCUGAAGAGGGGCUACGCCAAGAAGGAGGAGCUCAUCGAGAACGCCAGGGGCACCAGCCCGACGGAGAUGCAGAUUCUCACCCAGCUGACGAUGGAGUUGAAAGACCACGGGAUCGACGUGAAGUGGCGUGCUCGCAUGUUUGCUCCACCGCGGAGGUCGUGGACCGCCUACGAGAGCUCCUCCGCUGAUCACGAAGGAGCGGACCGUGGAUGA
Molecule: messenger RNA, 5685 nt
Organism: Prorocentrum cordatum
Lineage: Eukaryota; Dinophyceae; Prorocentrales; Prorocentraceae
Source: the annotation of a GenBank genome assembly